AUGUUAAUUUCAUCAAUACUUGGAUGGAGUUCCUUAUUUUUAAUCACAAACUAUUCUCUUUAUAAAUUCUAUUUUACUAAACCCAUAAAGGCUUUAACCUUAGCAUAAAUAGUUAAAAGAGACUUAUGGAAAUGGAAUUUUUUAAAAUGGAAAUCCUUUAUAAAUCGUUCCUCUUAUUAAAUAGAAUUAAAGUUUGGAUUAAAUCAUAAACCAAUAAGUGGGAAUUAUGUUUAAUAAGUCAAUUCAACAAUAGGAGAAAUACAAACAUUAUUUAUCAACAAUCAGAAUAAUUAUUAUCAUUUAACAAAUAUGAAUGUGAAAUAAAUUAUUGAUUUUCAAGCAGGAAUGAACUAAUUAUUUUAUUAUAAUUUUCAUUCUGAUUACUUUUUAUUGUCAAUUAAUCAUAAAGUUGAUGAUGAAAAUAAUACUUAUAAUAUUUUAGUGUAAAGUAAGGAAUUUACAAUUAAGGAAGAGGAAAGUAAUAUAGAGGAAUUGGCAGAAUAAUAUGUUUAUUUAAUUUUACAAAAUACUUCAGAGAUAGUAAGGAUAUGUUAAAAUUUUGGGAAUAAAACUAUGGAUAUUGAUUUUAUUGAUAGAAUAAUAGUGAAUACAAUACGAAAUCAAUAGAUUAUUGAAUAUAUAAAUUUAGAUAAAAAUUGGUUUAAUUAAAAUGAACAUUGUAAUUAAAUAAUCUAUAAUAGUAUUGGUGUGUGCUAUGAAGUUGGAUGAAUAAUACAAUUUAAUUAACAUAAAAAAAAUUAAUGACAAAGAAAUAGUAGAUCUCUAGGAAAUUUAUAGUACAGUAAUUAAUAGUUUAAAGAAUAAAACUAUUUUAUAUUUAAAUUGA
This is a messenger RNA of Paramecium pentaurelia, 847 nucleotides long. Lineage: Eukaryota; Ciliophora; Oligohymenophorea; Peniculida; Parameciidae. The record is from the annotation of a GenBank genome assembly.